AAUACAUGUGGUCAACAAGCAUAUGAGUUCCCUUUUUAUUAUUUGCUAUGAGGGAACUGUGUCUUAUUAGUUUUUGUGUCCCAGCACAAAGCCUGACACCGAGCAACUGCUAACAAAAUAUUUGUGGAUUUAUUUAAUGAGAGUUGGGAGGAGGUGGAGAACGGAGGGUGGGGAGCAUCACACAUAAAUGCGCAUGCUUCAAAUGUGAUGAUCUCUUCCUGAUGUGAUCAGACCAAAAAUACAAAACAGAAACACGAUCUGUGCCAUGGGUCCUGGCCCUUUUUGCUUCUGCCAGUGUGUGUGAGGAGAUGCAGAGGCAAAUUCCGUGGCAGUUAGAAAGAGAACUGGAGGCCAAGAUGGAGCGGAGGGAACAUUUAACCUUAACUUUCCACAGUCCUGAGGUUCCCAAAAUAAAGGGGGACCGGAGAUACCAAAGGCCUACCCUCCCUGCCAACAAACAUCCAAGUGCCUCGAUGUCAUCCCAGAGGCGGCAGCAGCAUGUGGAUCAGGCACACAUUUACAUCCGAAUGCUCUGUGGCAGCCUCUGUAGUUUUAGCCUCUUAAUGCUGAUCAGCAUGUCCCCACUGAACUGGGUGCAGUUCCUGGUGAACAGGAAUGGCCUUGAGCUCUACGCAGGACUCUGGACCUUAUGCAACCAUGAGCUGUGCUGGAGCCACACACCCAAGCCACCCUAUUAUCUCCAAUAUUCCAGGGCCUUCUUUCUCAUCUCUAUCUUCACCAUACUCAUUGGCCUUGGCUGGCUCUUCAGCUCUUGCCUCCCUAGUAGAGGAAGCAUGACCACCAACUUGGAUUUGAAGGUAUCCAUGCUCAGCUUCAUCUCAGCUACCUGCUUGCUCCUCUGUCUCAACCUGUUUGUGGCACAGGUUCACUGGCAUACUAGGGAUGCCAUGGAGUCAGAUCUCCUAUGGACCUAUUAUCUUAACUGGUGCAGUGACUUCUGUUACACGUUUGCUGGGAUUGUCUUUCUUCUCAACUACUUUACUUCCAGAUCUCCUACCCGUGAUCAAAGUAUCACUGUGAUUCCAACAGAGAUAUCAAGGCUGGGGUUUGGUCCAGUGACUACAGUAUCACCUGCUAAAAAUGAAGGGCCAAGGUCUAAGAUGAAAUCUCUAAAUGUGAAACAGAAAAAUUUACCAAAGGCAGGACUGUGAUGGUGAUAGGAAAACCGAACUAUUGCUUGUCUUAAAAGCAGGGGAGAAGCUGAGUUGGGAAUGAUUGCAUAAAUUCUUGGAAACCCUCUUAAUAUCAUGUCCAUAUUUCUGGAGAAGACAGCAUUAAAGCUAAUGAAAUGUC
Molecule: messenger RNA, 1314 nt
Organism: Cebus imitator (Panamanian white-faced capuchin)
Lineage: Eukaryota; Metazoa; Chordata; Mammalia; Primates; Cebidae
Gene: TMEM202
Product: transmembrane protein 202
Exons: 5
Coding region: 309-1172 (287 amino acids)
Cellular component (GO): plasma membrane
Source: RefSeq, a predicted model, not a curated record